AUGAGAAGGCACUUUUUACCAAUUUGUGAUAUUUUCCAAAUAGUUUACAAAUCUUCCAAUCCUCUUUUCUACCUUAUUCAAAGAGUUGGUGAAGCAUGCAGACAAGCAAAGUGGAUCUAUAAACCAAGUGAUUGCAUGUUAGUUUUUGAAGCACUCUAUCCAUUAUUUGUAGAGAUGAAAGAGGAAGAGUAUGAAAAUCUUGCAACAUCUCCAAGCAUUGUCAAAGAGGCAGCUCAUACUCCCUUAUGCUUCUCAAGUUUAUUCUCCCCCAAGAUUGCCUUACCAGUGCAUGUGAGAGCUAUUCACAAAAAGUUGUUGGCAAUUACAGAGGAUAACAUUUUUAGAAUCUUGUUGGAUAUUAUACAUACCGAUAGUACUCAGAAGAAUUUUUCCUUAUUCAAGAUGGCAAUUGAAUGUGCCUUAGAGAAUCCAUCAGAAUUCGCUCCAACUCUCAUGAAAAACAGAAUUGCUGCUGCAAUGGGUAGUAUGCGAAGUGGAUCUUUUAAUGAGCAAUUGAGCGAAUUCCUCAUCCAAAUUCACCCAAUUGUCGAUUCAAUUUGUGAAAGUAAAAAAUGGUAA
Molecule: messenger RNA, 579 nt
Organism: Naegleria gruberi
Lineage: Eukaryota; Heterolobosea; Eutetramitea; Acrasida; Naegleriidae
Exons: 1
Coding region: 1-579 (192 amino acids)
Source: RefSeq, a predicted model, not a curated record